This is a messenger RNA of Peromyscus maniculatus bairdii (prairie deer mouse), 1175 nucleotides long. It is a transcript of the gene Myl9, whose product is annotated as myosin light chain 9. Gene Ontology annotation, molecular function: calcium ion binding. Lineage: Eukaryota; Metazoa; Chordata; Mammalia; Rodentia; Cricetidae. The record is from RefSeq and is a predicted model, not a curated record.
CCACCCCCGCGCAUUCUUCUGCCUUGUAAGGCCUGACCGCCGGCGGUCCUGCCAGCCGGGUCUCCACCCCCCGAGCUCAGAGCAGUGGCUACAGCGGCUGCCCGCCAGCUCACACGGCCGCGCAGCACCGCCCGGGACUUUUCUUCUCUGCAGCAGGGAAACCCCACCACCCAAAGCCAAGAUGUCCAGCAAACGGGCCAAAGCAAAGACCACCAAGAAGCGGCCCCAGAGGGCUACGUCUAAUGUCUUCGCCAUGUUUGACCAGUCCCAGAUCCAGGAGUUUAAGGAGGCCUUCAACAUGAUUGAUCAGAACCGCGAUGGCUUCAUUGACAAGGAGGACCUCCACGACAUGCUGGCCUCUCUGGGGAAGAACCCCACGGAUGAGUACCUGGAGGGCAUGAUGAGCGAGGCGCCAGGGCCCAUCAACUUCACCAUGUUCCUCACCAUGUUUGGGGAGAAGCUGAACGGCACAGACCCGGAGGAUGUGAUCCGCAAUGCCUUCGCCUGCUUUGACGAGGAGGCCUCAGGGUUCAUCCAUGAGGACCAUCUGCGGGAGCUGCUCACCACCAUGGGUGACCGAUUCACAGAUGAGGAGGUGGAUGAGAUGUACCGUGAGGCACCCAUUGAUAAGAAGGGCAACUUCAACUAUGUGGAGUUCACCCGCAUCCUCAAGCAUGGCGCCAAGGACAAAGACGACUAGGCUUUUCUUAGCUGUCCCAAUGCCCAGACCCUAUCCCAGUCACCUUCCCAACACACCACACUCUACCUUCCAUGAGGAGUUGGGGUCCCAAGCUCCCCGGGCAGGAAAUGAGCUCUAAGACCCACUGGGUGAGGCAGGUGUCCCACCAUGGCCCCAGGCACUAGGAGGGAUCUCUUUAGGGAAGGACUGUAGCGGGGCGGUGAGCCAGGGUGGAACCCCGGCCCCUGAAGAUGGCCACCCUCAACCAUGCCCGCUCGUUCCAGGGCUGCCCUGAGGAGGAAGGCAUUCAUAUCCUGGUGUUGGACACUAAUUCCCAGCAUCCCCACAAAGGCACACACACAUUCACCAUGUCCCUUCGGAGGAUGACAAUCGUCCUGUCUGACACUUACGCCUGUCCAGUUGCCAGAACACACCCGGAAUGCACAGAGGGAAGCGGCCUGGGGAUGCAGCCUCUAAUACAAGGCUGAUCACUGCC